UAUGUCUGCUUUUGGCGGCGCCGGCCCAGCCGAUCUGUCCUCUGGUUCCAGGCAGAUCUGUUCCAGACAGCCCUCCCAGCACCAGCAAUCAAGUGCGAUACGCGAGCCGGCAGCAGCAGCAGUGUCAACGGCAGCGGAUACGUCGACGACAUCAGGGAACCAUGGCACUCUGGGAAGACAUUGCGAUCCCCUCCGUCGAGACGGUUACCUUUGGCGAAUUACAGGGCAAGCUUGUCCAGGCCAGUGGACCCAACGACGCUUCACUCGAAGACUAUGCUCGAAGAGAUGGCAUGUUCUAUCCCCAUAUCAUCGUGCCGUACACUUACCAGCGGCACGAGAAAGGGGCCAUUCCCCCGAUUCGCAACAGAAAGGUGCUCGCACGCAACCUAGAAUCUGACGACAGCGACAAUUCCGACCUCGAAAGAGCCGGUGCCCAUUCUCUUGCCCAGAUCGGAUCAAAUAUCUAUCUCUAUCUCGACAGUUUCAUUCUUCCGACCAUUCGAUCGCUGAUCGGCGAGACUCUGGGUUAUUAUCAGGGACUAUCAGACUCGCUGAACCAGUCUCCUGUCCGCGCACUUGCUUGGCAUCCCUACAAGCAACUGUUUGCUAUUGCGCAUCGAGAAAACAGUAUCCAUCUUUUCGAUCUGACAAACGGAGUCUGGAUUCCCGAGAGCAACACGGGACUGACACACGAAGCCCAGUAUGAGGUUACCUGUAUGGAGUGGAACCCGCACUCGGGCAUGCUUUUGGCUGUCGCUGUCCGAGGUGGCGUGCUGCUGUGGAAAAUUGGCAACUGCCAUUCCGCCGAUGACGAAAGUGCGGAGCCGUCCCGGGCAUCCAAGCGAAAGUCGCACACGUGCGAGUUUCUGAGUGCUCCCGGGCUCGAGUACGUCUCCACCUUGACGUGGUCAAGCGAUGGACGGUACUUGGUUGCAGGAUCGGGCGCAAAGGACCUUAUCGUCAUCUGGGAUACCCUGGGACUCGAGCGCGACUUUGACGGCAAGCCAGUCCCGAUCUACCUGCGCAAGUUCCGAGGACAGUGCACCAAAGUGCUCAAGUGGAGUCCGGACGGAAACUAUCUGUUGCAGAUCUGUGGAUCGUCCAUCUUGAGAAUAUGGGAGACACACACAUGGGAAUGUGUCAACAUCAACUUGACUUCUCCGGCCCAGUCCGCCGCCUGGAUGCCCGACAGCAAGACCAUCAUCUUUGCCCUGCAAGGCAGCCAUUCGAUCUUCAACAUCAAGCUCAAUCGCGACCCUCCGUCGCUCGAUAUCCGUGAUCUAAAGCCUCAGCGUCUGCCAAGGAGGUCUGCACCGAUCCUGCCUGGUCGGGAGAUGGUGACAGUCGGUGGCCCCAUCAAGAGUCUUGCUGUCGAUCCAAAAGGCCGCCGUCUGAUCGUCAUAUUCGACCACGAGGAACUCGGCUCGGAGCUGCUUGCGCUGCUGUCGAUAGAGGAGAAGCCCCUGCCUCAGUUUACACCCAUCGGCUUGAUUCGCGGCCCCCACUGGCAGCCGGGCACUCUGCAGCCUCAAGCCGAUGCCGGCCUCAGCAACCGCGUCCUUCCCGAGGCCGUCUCGGUGCAGUUUGCUGCCCAGUUUACUUCGGGUGCCCUCGCCAGCAUCGUCUGGAAGAACGGCAAGAUCGGCUUCUUGCCAUGUUCGUUCUAGCCACACACACACCAACGCCCUUCAUUGGUCGGCGGAGAUCGGCCCGCUGCGCAAUACACGUGAUCAAUUUUCUUUUA
Polychytrium aggregatum is the source of this 1744-nucleotide messenger RNA. Its product is annotated as WD40-repeat-containing domain protein. Gene Ontology annotation, cellular component: nuclear pore. The transcript is spliced from 13 exons. Gene Ontology annotation, molecular function: protein binding. Lineage: Eukaryota; Fungi; Chytridiomycota; Chytridiomycetes; Polychytriales. Gene Ontology annotation, biological process: nucleocytoplasmic transport. The record is from RefSeq and is a predicted model, not a curated record. The coding region runs from base 162 to 1667 and encodes 501 amino acids.